Haliotis rubra (blacklip abalone) is the source of this 1623-nucleotide messenger RNA. Its product is annotated as translation initiation factor eIF-2B subunit beta-like. The transcript has 13 exons. Lineage: Eukaryota; Metazoa; Mollusca; Gastropoda; Lepetellida; Haliotidae. Gene Ontology annotation, cellular component: eukaryotic translation initiation factor 2B complex. Gene Ontology annotation, biological process: translational initiation. Gene Ontology annotation, molecular function: guanyl-nucleotide exchange factor activity; translation initiation factor activity. Bases 55 to 1119 code for a protein of 354 amino acids. The record is from RefSeq and is a predicted model, not a curated record.
AAUAACCCUAAUCAUAUCCGGGGAAAAGAAAAUUCAGAAAACUGCAAUUUCGUCAUGCCAAGUGGAGAAAUGGAGAAGAAAGAAGAUCUAAACGAACGGAUAGAAACGUUUAUUAAUGAGACAAAACAAGGGCUGACACAAGGUUCCUAUGAUGUUGCAUGUAAAACUGUCAAUUUGCUUAUGCGGAUCAUCUCACUGACAAAAUGGUCGAAUGCAAAAGAAUUAAUGGAAGUAAUUCGAGGAGAAGGAAAACGUUUGAUGUCAGCAGAAGCAACAGAAACAGUUAUUGGUAACAUGGUGCGGAGAAUACUCAAAAUAAUCCGUGAAGAGUAUGCAAGGACCUCUCAAGGACGAUCAGAAGAAGGUGACCCACAGGAAUCACUUCAUAAACUGCUGUUGGCUGAGGGUCAAAUCGAUGAUUACAGUGUAUAUAUUCCAACAUUAAAAGCCUCAAUUAUAGAAGCUAUUGGAGAACUCAGAUCAGAGCUUGAAACAAGUGCUGACAACAUCGCCACACAAGCUCUUGAGCACAUUCACUCAAAUGAGGUUAUUAUGACAGCUGGAAAAUCAAAAACUGUUGAAGCAUUCUUAAAGGAUGCAGCCCGAAAGAGGAAGUUCCAGGUGAUUGUCGUUGAGUGUGCUCCCUUCUACCACGGCCAACAGCUUGCUGUAAGUCUAGCCAAGUCUGGUAUCGAGACAACAGUCAUCACAGAUUCGGCGGUGUUUGCCAUCAUGUCAAGGGUCAACAAGGUCAUAGUUGGCACCCAUACAGUCAUGGCCAAUGGAGGGUUAAAAGCCAUCAAUGGGAGUCAUGCAAUUGCCCUCGCUGCCAAGCAUUAUUCUGUUCCGCUGAUUGUCUGUGCAGCCAUGUUCAAACUCUCCCCUCAGUAUCUCUGCUCAUAUGACCAGGAUGCCUUCAACAAGUUUGUGAGUCCACACAGUGUUAUGAAGUUCUCCGAGGGUGAGAUCCUAGCAAAGGUCCACGUGCAGAACCCAGUGUUUGACUAUGUCCCACCAGAACUUGUCACUCUUUUCAUCUCAAAUAUAGGAGGAAAUGCGCCAUCUUAUGUCUACAGAUUAUUAAGUGAACUGUAUCAUCCAGAUGACCAUGAACUUUGACCUAUGAACACAGUGUCAUGAUGACCUAGUGGGAUCUGUACAGCUUGUUGUGUGAGCAGGAAGUAGUGGAACAACGGCAGUGUCAGAUUAUACCGAACCAGGAAACAGUUGGCUGGAUGCAACAUGUGAAGUCUUAUAAUUAUCAAAUCAUCCCACUGGAAUGUGUUGUGUAAUCAUUUGACUUUUGCUCAUCAGCACGUUUAAAGCGGGCAUAAAGGAAAUGUUUAUCGAGGGAUUUAAAUGCCUGUUUUGUGGAUAUCAUGUUGAUGCUGGAUUCUGGUCAGAUUAUCCCUAAAUAUGAUAAGAAGUCAUUUAACAUGUCAAUAUGACUGUUUUUAUAUAUAAAUGAAAUUUGACCCUAGGUAGCAGACACUCUUUUAUAAAACAAUAUAGCUCUUAUUCCCAGCCGGUGUUUCAGAUUACUUCUUGCAUGCAUGGGAGGCUUAACAAUAUAUUGAUUUCUUAUGACAUUGUUAGUGAACAUGAAUACAUCAUCAAACCAAA